AUGAGGAAAAAUAAUCAAUUGAUCAAACGAGGAGAAAUCGAACCGUUUUUUGAUGGUAAGCAGUCUCGUCAAAGAUACCCAGAAUUUUGGAAAGGAGUUAAAUACGAUCCCGAAGUUGUAAAAUUUCAAACUAGCGGUGUUGCAAGAUGCGGUGCAUCGGCAAUGUCCUUUUCCGAAGGAUUAUUUAAUGGCAGAGGCUCUUUAGACACUUGUAAAAGUCAACCUGUAUACAUUUCGUCUGUACCGGAG
Messenger RNA from Entrophospora sp. SA101, 249 nucleotides. NCBI's taxonomy places the organism in Eukaryota, Fungi, Glomeromycota, Glomeromycetes, Entrophosporales, Entrophosporaceae. The record is from the annotation of a GenBank genome assembly.